This is a messenger RNA of Daldinia decipiens, 2289 nucleotides long. RefSeq lists its product as uncharacterized. Gene Ontology annotation, biological process: positive regulation of DNA-templated transcription. The transcript is spliced from 3 exons. The record is from RefSeq and is a predicted model, not a curated record. NCBI's taxonomy places the organism in Eukaryota, Fungi, Ascomycota, Sordariomycetes, Xylariales, Hypoxylaceae. Gene Ontology annotation, cellular component: Set1C/COMPASS complex. The coding region runs from base 1 to 2289 and encodes 762 amino acids.
AUGAGUGGAGACAGACCAACUUCUAGCUUUGGUGAUCCAAACGCUCAGCCUCCCACCCCAAAGCAAACCCCGACCACCGCUGCUUUCCCAAGCUCUGUGUUCGAAACCCCCAAGAAUAACCGAGUUUCCUUCGAGGAUUCCUCUGGGUGGACUCCUCAGUUUGCUGAGGAGUAUUCCGUCUUCAAUUCCACCCCCGGUAACCUCAAAGCUUCCCACGCUCCCUUUGCCGACUACUCUGUCCCUUAUCAGCCUUCAAAUCAUAAGAGACUCCUAUCUGCCGGGAGCAUUGUUGCUGAAAUUUCAACCCAUGCUCCUCACUUUUCGCCGAACCCAAAUUUACCUCUACCGCCUGUUGACCCGUCCAAGCGGCUGGCAUCAUCCCCGAACCCCUUAGCCUCCGGUCAUAGCCCAACCGAAGCCGGCUUCCGGUCUAGUUCUCAACAGCUGCCCAAGAAAAUUCACCGAGACGGAGCGCAAGAGACUCAGGGGCAAACGGCUACACCGCCGCCGUCUACUCAUAAAGGGAGGCAGCGACUCGCCCCAAAGCUACGGACGGGCAAUAUGCAAAAUGACGGAUUCGAACAGGAAUUCGUAGCUGGCACGCCGCAGCAGAUGCACAGUUUUAUCCCAACGACCCCCACGGAUCUUUUUGGAUACCCAAUGUCAGCGCCACCUACGGCCUCUGGCUAUGGAGAUUCGCGCAUGUUCUGGGAUACUGAUAUGGGCGGGAUGGACAUCGAUUUUUCCGUUGCUAGCGGGGAGAUGUUCCAAACUUCUAGUCACCGGCCCAUGAGCUCUAUAGAUUGGGGCAAGUCAAACGAGAUGUUUCAAGAAACUGGCACUAUUCCAUCCCAAAGCCAAGAAAGUAACCCGCCAGCGAAGAAGGAACGGGCACUUGCGCCAAAACCUCCGCAACCGACUUUGGACACAAGCGUUACCGAUACGGCAAUGUUUAGUCAGUCCUUUGCUACAUCGGCUGACGAAUCUUUUGCCAUGAUGAACCAGAAUGGUUCCGUAGAUCCCGGCCUCCUGUUUACGAGGCCGCCGUCUGCGAACAUGGAACCUGCCUCUUUCAACCCUCUAUCGCAGCCUCCCUCGAUGCAAUCUUUUUCGCAUCCAGAGCCCGUCAUAUUAGCUGCCAAGGCGCCAAAGCGUGGAGCCGUUCGCCGUUCAGCCAGCAACAAGGAAAUAAACGCCGGCAAAAAGGUGAAUCGGGUGUCCGCGAGCUCACCGGCCAAGCCAUCUGAUCGCCCCGGGCUAUCGCGUAGCCUCGGCGAGAAGAUAAGCCGAAAGCCUGUCAGCAAGGCGGCUAAUUUACCUAACCUUGCACCAGCUACACGACCCAUGCCACAGAGUACUGGAAGAUCGGCAUCCCAAGGAUCUAGAAUAAGCGGAAGUGGGAGAAUAUCACCAUUGAAGAAUCAUCAACAACGACUUCCAAGUUUGAGCUCCAUCCCUGAAACACCACCCCCAAGAACGCAAACUUCGGUUAAGUUCACAAUCGAUUCGAGGGGUCGGGCUCGCGCGGAAACAACGACAAUCGUCGUAGAAGAUGAGGAUACAACACCAACGGCAGUGCGUAGUCGGAAGGAGAAGCGUAGCAAAGGCAAAAGCUGGGCAUCCUCGGAAGAUGAUGAUUCCUCAACGGAUGACGAACCUAUAAUUAUUCCUAGCCGGAACACGUCGUUCGCUCUCCCAGACCCACGAAACCCGGCGUCUCUCCCUUUCCACUCCUCUCAGCGGAGUAUUAGUGACCAGAGUACGAGUAGUCUCGGAAUAUACUAUAACGAACCUGAUCCCGUCGAUGAUCCUGAGAGCGAGGCCGAGACGGUGAUGAACGUGCCCGGCGGUAGUAACUACGGCGACGCAACAAGUGAGCUACGCAGAGUUAUCGAGAACCGUCAGAAGAGGGCGUCCAACAUGAAUGAGAAUUUCAUACCUCGGCCAGCCUCAAGAUUAACUCCUUCCCCUUUAAAGUCCAGUCAGCUCCGUAGCCAGUCCAACGAACGAGGCCACCGCAUCCGAUGCGUUUGCAACACAGCUAAUAACCAUAUCCAUGGAAAUAGUUAUAUGGUUCAAUGUGAAUCAUGCGAGAUGUGGCUUCAUGGUAAAUGUAUCAACAUCACACGGCAAACCCAUCCCAGCGUGUAUAUAUGUGCAUUUUGUGCGAACACGCCGAACGCCCAUGGAAUGCGAGGUCGAGAAAUACGCAGGAGUAUGGGGGGCACGAACCCCCGAGUACCUGCUACGUCUCCGCUGGCACACAAGUCAUUCAAGUCGUUUAGAUGA